This is a messenger RNA of Salvia hispanica, 561 nucleotides long. Lineage: Eukaryota; Viridiplantae; Streptophyta; Magnoliopsida; Lamiales; Lamiaceae. The record is from RefSeq and is a predicted model, not a curated record.
AUGGCGUGUAGUGUUACAGCAGGAUUGAUUGAUACUGCUAUGUUUGUUGUUUCCAUCACAAUACCAGGAGGCAACAAAUCAGACUCGGGUUAUCUGAUAAUCCACAAAUCAGUGGUAUUCAAAGUCUAUGCAGUUGUAAAUAUGGUCUCGCUCUUCACAUCAAUUAUUUCACUCCUGAUGUUCCUGGCCGUAUACACUUUGCGUUAUGCCGAGGAAUAUUUUCUGUAUACACUGCCCAAGCGAGUAUUAAUUGGUAUGGUCACACUUUUCCUUUCCAUCUUUUCUAUGAUGAUGGCCUUCAAUGCGGCACUGUAUCUAGUAUUUUUCCGGGAGAAGACGUGGGCUAUAUAUUUGCUAGCUCCGGUUACUAUAUUACCGAGUGUUUCAUUCGUGCGGUUGGAGUUCCGACUUUUCAUUGAUGUAGUCUUCUCCGCAUAUAGCCGUGGUGCUUUCGGCAAGCAAAUAUGUAGCCUCUUGAGAAUGUUUUCUCUCGUGCGAGUCGCCAUCAUCCUCACUAGCAACACGGAGAAUGUUACAAGAACUCUUACCAAGAAAUUGUAG